Cuculus canorus (common cuckoo) is the source of this 3575-nucleotide messenger RNA. It is a transcript of the gene PPP1R21, whose product is annotated as protein phosphatase 1 regulatory subunit 21. The transcript has 22 exons. Gene Ontology annotation, cellular component: early endosome; membrane. Lineage: Eukaryota; Metazoa; Chordata; Aves; Cuculiformes; Cuculidae. The record is from RefSeq and is a predicted model, not a curated record. The coding region runs from base 96 to 2432 and encodes 778 amino acids.
CAAUAGGGCGUGCGUGGUGACGUCAACGCGCACGCUGCCGCCCCCCCAAACCCGGAAGUGUGCGCACGCCCGGGCGGGCGUGAGGGGCCGCGGGGAUGGCGGCGGCCGCUGAGCUGCAGGCCAAGUACCAGAAGCUGGCGCAGGAGUACUCCAAGCUUCGAGCUCAGAACCAAGUACUGAAAAAAGGGGUUGUAGAUGAGCAAGCGAACUCGGCAUCUCUGAAGGAGCAACUGAAGAUGAAGGAUCAAUCUCUGAGAAAAAUGCAACAAGAAAUGGACAGCUUGACCUUUCGAAAUCAGCAGCUUGCCAAGCGGGUGGAGUUACUUCAGGAUGAACUUGCCUUGAGUGAAGCGAAGGGCAAGAAGAACAAGAAAAGUGCUGAGUCCUCAUCUCAGUUGAGUCAAGAGCAGAAAAGUGUCUUCAAUGAAGAUCUGCAGAAGAAGAUAGAAGAGAAUGAACGACUGCAUAUACUUUUCUUUGAAGCAGAUGAGCAGCACAAACGUUUAGAAGCGGAGCUGAGAACUAAACUUGAGAUUUUGGAAAUGGAUGCUGCCCAGCAUCAGGCUGUGGUGGACAGUUUAACACGGAAAUACACGGACACUGUAGAAAAGCUGCAGAAUGAUAAAGCCAAAUUGGAAAUCAAGUCUCAGACACUAGAAAGAGAAGCUAAGGACUGUAGGCUUCGAACCGAGGAAUGCCAACAACAAUUAAAGAACCUUCAAGCAGCUUUGGGCAGUAGACUGGAAGAAUCUCUAUGCAUAAUCAAUGAAAAAGUUCCUUUUAAUGACACAAGAUCUAGUAGAUACAAUGCUCUGAAUGUACCCUUACACAACAGGCGAUAUCAGCUGAAGUUGCGAGACCUCGCUGGCCAGGCACUGGCUUUUGUUCAAGAACUUGUAACAGCUCUCUUGAACUUCCAUACGUACACUGAGCAGAAGGUACAGAUCUUUCCAGUUGACUCUGCCACAGACACUAUAACACCGCUAAAUCAGAAGUUCUCACAGUACCUUCAUGAAAAUGCUUCCUAUGUCCGCCCUCUGGAGGAAGGAAUGCUCCACGUGUUUGAGAGCAUCACAGAAGAUACUGUGACAGUCCUGGAAACAGCUGUGAAAUUGAAAGCCUUCUCAGAACAUUUAGCUUCCUACUUAGGCUUUUUAAGAAAGAUUCUUCCUUAUCAGUUAAAAAGUUUGGAAGAAGAGUGUGAGUCUUCUCUUUGCACAGCUGCUUUGAGAGCUAGAAAUAUGGAGCUGCACAGAGACAUGAAAAGGUUGACUGCAGUCUUUGAGAAGUUACACACCUAUGUUAGUCUGCUUGUGCUACCAAGUACAAAACCUGAAGGACUUCUUAGGACAAAUUACAACUUGGUGUUUACAAACAUUGCUACCAGUCUUCAUGGAUUUCAUGACAUUUUAAAAGACAUUUCCAAGCAUUACAGCCAGAAAGCUACUUUAGAACAAGAUGUUCCAACUGCCACACAGAAACUCAUAACUACAAAUGACUGUAUUUUAUCGUCUCUCGUGGCUUUAACAAAUGGAGCAGGCAAGAUUGCCUCAUUCUUCAGCAACAACUUGGAUCACUUCACUACUUCGUUGAGCUACGGCCCUAAAGGAGAAGCAGAGUUCAUCAGCCCUCUUUCAGCUGAGUGUAUGCUGCAGUACAAGAAGAAGGCAGUUGCCUACAUGAAGUCUUUGAGGAAGCCUUGUGCAGAUUCAGUGCCUUAUGAAGAGGCUCUGGCCAAUCGCAGAGUUCUUCUGAGUUCCACAGAAAGUCGAGAAGGUCUCGCACAACAGGUCCAGCAGAGUUUGGAGAAAAUUGCAAAACUCGAACAAGAAAAAGAGCACUGGAUGUUGGAGGCCCAGCUGGCUAAAAUAAAGCUGGAGAAAGAAAACCAAAGACUGAAGCACUCUCUUAGCGGACAUUUAACUGAGACGAUACAAGAGCAUUCUGCUUUGCCAAAUGUAGCUGAACAAAAGGAAAAUGCAGAAAGAAGUCCGAGGGAACCUAUGAAAAGUACUAGUCUGAUUGGAAUGUUGACUGUGACUGCUGAUAAUGAAAAGGCUCCAGAUGUUGAGUCUCGUGAAGACCUGAUCAAAACCCAUUACAUGGCAAGGAUUGCAGAACUUACAUCUCACCUGCAGCUUGCUGACAGCAAGUCGGUGCACUUCCAUGCUGAGUGUCGAGCACUUGUGAAAAGGCUGUCAUUAGCAGAGAAGUCCAAGGAAUCGCUCACGGAAGAGUUGAAACUAGCUGGUCAAAACAUCAGCAGAUUACAGGAUGAAUUGAUGACAACAAAGAGAAGUUAUGAGGAUCAGCUAAGUAUGAUGAGUGACCACCUCUGCAGUAUGAAUGAAACCUUAACGAAGCAAAGGGAAGAAAUCGAUACGCUGAAGAUGGCGAGUAAGGGAAAUUCUAAGAAAAACAAAAACCGGUAGCUUACAGCUGAUCCACCGUCUUCGGGAGCUGCUGUUUGCACGUGAUGCAGAGACUGAAGGUUCAUCAUCCAAUUCCUGUUUGUUUGGAAGGAGAGCUUGUUUUGGGUCUAGUACAAUCUGAUUUGGUGCUGUAAAUGGCUUUAAAAUAUUUAGGACUUGUAACAGAUAAACCAGAACUUGAUGUUGGCUCUCAAGGAAACACACACUCUUUGGAUAAUUUAUAUAGUAAUUACCUUCAGUUUUUACUGUGCACUUUUUAAACCCAGGUUUUGAUUUAAUGUAAUAACUUUGGAUUUUGUAUAUUUUCAAACACAAUUAUGCAUUAACAAGUUUGGAUUAGUGCACUAGUUUAUAUUUGCGUUAUAUGUUUGAUUGUCAACACACGUACAUUCCUUUACUUGUUAAAAACAGCUAAAAAUGUGUUCUGGGACUUUUUUUUUGGCCAUUGAAGCUGUUACUGUAAAUGUAUAAUUCCUGUUCCCAGCCCUUUGGAAUUAAUUGGAAUUAAUUGGAAUUAUGGCUCUAAAUGAUUUCUAUAAAUUCACACUGGUAAAUGGGAUUAUUUCAUUUGAGAUUACAAUAAUGGAAACUUGCUGCUUGUAUUUGGCAAUUUGGGUUUUGAAGUGAAGAGCAGAAAUACCUGGGUUGGGAUACAUUGAUCCAAAUGGCUUUAAGCCCUUAUUUAGGGAUUUUGUUUACACGUGUAUGUGUGUAUGUAUAUAUAUGGGUUGAAAUAGCUGUUUAAAGCUAGAGGAAAUUGUGAUUGUAAUUAUGCCCCAAAGAGUGAAACAAUGUGUGUGUUUAGAAUAGAUCAGCUCACUGUGCUCUUACAGUAAAGAAUACGAAUCAUAUAGACAAUUUAAACACUGAAUUUGCAAAAAGUCUUCAUCUAAUUAAGUCCUGAUGGAUGCACUGGGGCGAUGCACGUGGCUUUUCCUGUGUUUUGGGAAGUUUGUGACCUUUAGGACUCUCCUGAUAUUUUUUUAAGUGAAGUCCAUACCACAAGUUUUCACAGCAUUGAUUUUUUUUGUAAUUAUUUUUUUAAUGAGAUGCUGUGCUACUCCACACUUUAAAUGGCUCUUCUGUUCCAUAAUUUGCAUUAUGGCACUCAUUUGUCCCAUAAGGGUUUAUCUGGUAACAGCU